This is a messenger RNA of Lactuca sativa (garden lettuce), 3648 nucleotides long. NCBI's taxonomy places the organism in Eukaryota, Viridiplantae, Streptophyta, Magnoliopsida, Asterales, Asteraceae. The record is from RefSeq and is a predicted model, not a curated record.
AGGCACUGGUGUCGAAGCUCACCGAGAGAUUAUUACCAGAUAAUCAAUCGCUUAUCGAACGACGCUUAGAUGAUAUUUUCCCGGAUGAGCCUCGCGUCCCCGAUCACCCUCCUUAUGCCGAUAUGUUUACUUUUGGUUAUUCUGGGGGGUUACUUCUCAAAUUCAGGUAUGAAAGUUCAGCAUUUACAAGGAAAAUUUUGCAUUAAGUAUGUGGAACAGGUGUUCCGAAUAUAAUAAUGUUGGUAUUAAAUCUGGAAUGUAGUGUCUAUCGUUUUGAAAAUCAGACAGCAAAUGUCCAGAAGCUUGAAACUUUUUCGAAGGAGGGAAUGAGGGAUUGUUAUUUGAUGUGCUAAGCCCUCGAACUGAGAUUGAAGAGAUUUUGUGCUCAAAUUCUGAUCUUAUCUUGUGUAGAAAAUAACAUUAACCACUAAUAUAUUGGGGGAAUGCCUUUGGGAACUGUGACAUUAGGAGGAAGGAAUGGAAUUCGUGUUUACAAUGAUACUAACAGCACUUUGGGAGUUAAACACAGAAGGUGGUUCAAGUGAGGAAGCCAUUUCCAACUUCAUUAAGAAGGAAUACCAUGAAUUACCAUGGGCACAUGCUACAAUCCUAAAUCAUCACAUCAGAGAUCUUCACAUGAAGGGCAAAAUCGUCAUGACACAUGAUAGAACAUAUUUACGCUCUCUACCCAGCUCAUCUUCAACUUCAAGCUCCAUUUCAAGUCCUUCUUCUAGCUCCUCAUCAGAUAGUGAUUGGCCUAGCCCCACUUCAUCCAGCUCUAGCAUGGGUUUGGGCCUUCCUCACAGAAAACACAAAAAGAAAAAGAGGGAGAGAAAGAAGGGUAGAAGGGUUAAGAUUGUUCAGGUCAGGGGUAGGGGUAGGGGUAGGGGUAGAGGUAGGGGUAGGGGUAGGGGUAGAGGUAGGGGUAGGGGUAGGGGUAGGGGUAGGGGUAGAAAACCCAUGAUGAUUCAAGUAACUUCAGAUCAAAAUGAAGCUACAGAUAUGGAGGUUGAAGAAGAUGAUAGUGAUGGAAAAAAGAAGGGAGAAGUGGUAGGAUUGAGGCGAUCAGGAAGAAGGAGAAAUAGUGUUAGUGAGGAACAGAGGGUAGGGGUAAAAGAGGAAUAUCAACAACAGUCUGAUGAUGUCAUCAAUAGUGAUGGUGAUGAAGUAGAUGAGUAUGUUGAAUGUAUAAAACAUGAAGAAGAAAGAGUAGUGAGAAAUGUUGAACAUGAGGAGCAAGAAACAGAAGUCAAUCAACAACCGAUUCAUCUACAAGAACAGUGUGUUGAAGAGACUAAUAAAAAACUUGAAUCUUGUGGUCAAGAUUUGUUGAAAAAUGAGUCAACUGAAGAGCAACCUCAACAUGAAGAACAAGAAUCAGAAGCAAAUCAAGAACCAAUAAUUCCACAAGAACAAUGUGUUGAAAGGACUAAUGAGGAACAACAAACAGAAGUCAAUCAACAACCAAUUCAUCUACAAGAACAAUGUGUUGAAGAGACUAAUGAAAAACUUGAAUCUUUUGGUCAAGAUUGUCUGAAAAAUAAGUCAACCGAAGAGCAACCUCAACAUGAAGAACAAGAGUCAGAAGUAAAUCAAGAACCAAUGAUUCCACAAGAACAAUGUGUCGAAAGGACUAAUGAGGAACUUGAAUCUUGUUGUCAAGAUUUGUUGAAAAAUGAGUCAACCAAAGAGCAACCUCAACAUGAAGAACAAGAAACAGAAGUAAAUCAGAAAGAAAGUGGAGUAGUUGUGAUGGAAACCGAUGAACAAAUUGAUCCACAAAUAGAAGUUGAAGUUUUUGAAGAUGGAAAUCAAGAAGAACAACUAAACAAAGUGAAUGAGAAAGAAGAACAAGGUGAUGUAAAAAACGAAGAAACUGUAAUAACAUCUGAACUGCAACCCAAACGUAAAGAAUCUAAACCCAGAAAGCCAGUUCUUAAAGUCGUACUAGGUUUAAUGAAGGUUGAAAGAAGAUCCCAAGAUGACACUGUUGUAGGAAAAAGUCGACCACAAACACCAUUAAAAGAAGGUGUUGUAAGAAAAAGACAACGAAAAACACCAUCAAAAGAAGGUGUUAUAGGAAAAAGUCAACCACAAACACCAUUAAAAGAAGGUGUUGUAGGAAAAAGUCAACCACAAACACCAUUAAAAGAAGGUGUUGUAGGAAAAAGACAACGAAAAACACCAUUGAAGAAAGGUGUUGUAGGAAAAAGUCAACCAGAAAAACCAUUACAAGAAGAUGUUGUAGGAGAAAGUCAACCACAAACACCAUUAAAAGAAGGUGUUGUAAGAAAAAGUCAACCAAAUACACCAUUAAAAGAAGGUGUUGUAGGAAAAAGUCAACCACAAACACCAUUAAAGGAAGGUGUUGUAGGAAAAAUUCAACCAGAAAAGCCAUUACAAGAAGGUGUUGUAGGACAAAGUCAACCAGAAAAAUCAUUGCAAGAAGGUGUUGUGGGAAAAAGUCAACCAGAAAAGCCAUUACAAGAAGGUGUUGUAGGAAAAAGUCAACCAGAAAAAUUAUUCCAAGAGGGCGUUGUAGGAAAAAGUCAACCAGAAAAGCCAUUACAAGAAGGUGUUGUAGGAAAAAGUCAACCAGAAAAGCCAUUACAAGAAGGUGUUGUAGGAAAAAGUCAACCAGAAAAGCCAUUACAAGAAGGUGUUGUAGGAAAAAGUCAACCAGAAAAGCCAUUACAAGAAGGUGUUGUAAGAAAAAGUCAACCACAAAAACCAUUCCAAGAAGGCAUUGUAGUAAAAAGUCAACCGGAAAAGCCAUUACAAGGAGGUGUUGUAGGAAAAAGUCAACCAGAAAAACCAUUACAAGAAGGCAUUGUAGGAAGAAGUCAACCACAAACACCAUUAAAAGAAGGUGUUGUAGGAAAAAGUCAAUCACAAACACCAUCAAAAGAAGGCGUUGUAGGAAAAAGUCAACCACAAAAACCAUUACAAGAAGGUGUUGUAGAAAAGAGUCAACUACAAACAACAUUAAAAGAAGGCGUUGUAGGAACAAGUCAACCACAAAAACCAAUACAAGAAGGCGUUGUAGAAAAAAGUCAACCACAAAAACCAUUACAAGGUGUUGAGAAAACUGAGAAGAAGAGACCAGUGAGACAAGGAUUAAGGUCUAGCAUCAAGAAACAAGAGACAACUCCAAUUCCAAAGAAAAAAGAAGAACAAGUGGUUCCCGUUCGAAGAAGCUUGAGGUCUAAUAAUACAAUUGCAGAAGCAAUAAAUGAGGAACCCGAUUCUUCAAAAGAGCAACAAGAAGAUUCAGGACGAACAAGGUCCUCCAAGAGAAUAUCAAAAACUUCUGAAGCAGAACAAGUGUCAAACUCAAAGAAGACUAGAAGGAUCUGAUUUAUGAUUCCAAAAAAUGAGAAUGAUAUUAUUUCAUUCUUUGUUGCUGCUCCUCCUUGGAUUUUCAUCUUUUCGAAGGUGGCAGGUAUUGGAAUUUCUUAGGUAUGUUAUGAUUAUUUUGUUGUAUUCAUGUAUGUUUGUAAUUUGUGUAACGUUUGUUUAAUUAGAGCAUGGAAAGACUGAUCUAUAUCAGUAUGUAUGCAAUUGAUGAUGUUUGUAAAUUGUAUCUGUAAGAGAUAUUUGUUGUAAAAUAGGGGUUUUCCGAUGAAAUAUCAUUAAGAUUUAACAGCA